AGGAUGAAAUUUUCUAUGGGCAGAGCGCGAACACACCGCGGGAUGCGUGUGUUUUCUCUGUACCAUGCAUCAUUUAAUCCAGAGAUAAGGUUUUAAACAGAACAUUACCCUCACUUUUUAUUUUUAUCGGAAGCUCUCGGGGUAUAUUUCUCCCUCCUGUCUUGAGUCUGCCGCGAAGCUGUUGUCAGACAGGCCGAAGAUUGGAUUCUGUUGCUGGGAGGAGACCACACAGACUCCCCUCCCUGUUAGCAUUAUUAUUAGCUGGCUACGAUGCAUGUCUGCGGCUGCUGUCAUUCCCACACAGCAGACCGCUUUAUAACGAAGCAGGUCUCUGCUUGAUUGGUUGUGCUACCCUGUUGGAAGUAAAGGGUGAUUCGGAAAUACGCAGCACCUUUCAAGAUGGAUGUUGACCUGUGCGCCGGUGGGGACGGUACCAGGAAAAAAGCAGAGUUACCUGGAGCCGUGGACGGGACAAUGGAUGUUGUUCCUUUGGAGAUGUACGACUCUGCCAGGGCGAAAAUAUCUGCUAACCUGCGGUGGCUUUUUGCCAAAGCCUAUGGUAUUGACCAUAUUCCAGAGGAUCUGAGGGACCCGUUCUAUACAGACCAGUAUGACCAGGAGCACAUCAAGCCACCGGUCAUUCAUCUGCUUCUUUCCUGUGAGCUUUACUGCCGUGUGUGCGCCCUCAUCCUCAAGACUGAGCAGGCCGCAUCUCUUCAGUCUCACCUGUCAGUCAUCCAAGCUCUGUCCAGAAAGGGUAUUUAUGUCAUAGAGAGUGACGACGCGCCUGUCACAGACGAGGACCUGGCCUGUAUUCCUAUAAAAAUGAGUGCUCACAUUUCAAUGAUCGAUGCUCUCAUGAUGGCGUACACCGUGGAGAUGAUCAGCAUCGAGAAAGUGGUGGCCUCUGUCAAGCGCUUCUCUACCUUCAGUGCCUCUAAGGAGCUGCCCUUUGACCUGGAGGACGCCAUGGUCUUCUGGAUCAACAAGGUGAAUAUGAAAAUGAGGGAGAUGAUGGAGAGGGAGCACAAAGUCAAGCAUCACCCCCUGGAGUCCCCCAGCCACCAAAAGUCUCCCUCCAAAUGGUAUUGGAAGCUAGUCCCUGUCCGGUACCGCCGAGAGCAUGCGUCCGGUCGCCAGCUGCCCUUCUUCCCCCUGCUGGAGGACCUCAUGAGGGACGUUUGUGAUGGAGCUGCACUGCUCGCAGUGGUUCAUUUCUACUGCCCUGAUAUCAUGAAGCUAGAAGAUAUUUGCCUGAAGGAAGUUCCCUCCAUCGCUGAUAGUCUGUACAACAUCCAGCUGCUGAGAGAGUUUGCCAGCGAAUAUCUGAAUAAAAGCUGCUAUCUGACGAUGGAGGACAUGCUCUAUUCACCGCUUGUUCUCAAGCACAACGUCAUGGUGUUCAUCGCUGAACUGUUCUGGUGGUUUGAGACGGUCAAACCAGAGUUUGUUCAACCCAGAGACCUUCAAGAGUUUAAAGAUGCUCGAGCCAUAGCUCAUCCCAAGAGUGCCCGCCCAUCAGUGCCCAUCUCUAACGCCACCAAGCGCAGCUUUCUGACCAGUCCUGGCGUGGCAGAGAACCAGAGCAGCCCUGAAGUCUGUAACAGGUACUUCCUGCACCCUGAAGGCUCUGACCCUCUUAAAGGGGGUCCCACCUUCAGUCCCUCACACCCACUGCUCCCUCUCAGGCAGAGACAACAGAAGCAGCAAGGUGAUGACAGCGGAGGUCCAAGAAACCGGUCCAACUCCCUGACACAGAUGGACAAACAACAACUCAGAGGAUCUGCUGCAACGUGGACCGACAAAAGGCAAAGACCCCUGUCUACGCUCAGCCCCUUCAUGCUCCACUCAGCCACUGACAGCGACGCAGACGUGGCCUCUGGUGAUAGUGUGAGUCUGGCUCGCUCAAUUAGUAAGGACAGCCUGGCGUCCAACAUCACCAACAUCACGCCCAAACAUCAGGGCGCCGUCCAGCAGUCGUCAAUCGCUGCCAUGAGAAGAAUCAACGGCCACAAUCUUCUGAGUAAUGUCAACAUGGAGGACGGGGAAGAAACUUUAGUUGUUUCCAGGACUGAUGCCUCCACCAUCCCAAAACGGGUGGAUACAGCAGGAGCAGGAGCCAAAGCUGCUUCUGAGGGCUUUUACCUGGAACCACUGAUGCCUGCUGUCCUGAAAACAGCUAAGGAGAAGUCUGUCUGCCUGAACAAAGAGGAGGAGAGUGGGGAGGGGCCUCGCUCAGCAGGUAGGGGCUCUUUACGCCGAGGAGAUGGACCUUCUGCCGCAGUCCGAAGAAAAGCCCCGUCUGAUCUCAGCCAGGUUUCUCCUCCAGGCAAGGAAGACAUUCUGCCAGAGGAGCAGCGGCAGUCUGAUUUCAGACCAGUCCUCACCAGCAGAGAAACGGCUGAAGGUUUCUACCUCCAUUCAGAUUCUGAGGAACCAAAGAAUAUCAAUGGCCCAGAGGCUGAGCUAGGAGACCUGGAUGAGGAGGAAGAAGAUCUGGAUGAAGCUCUGACCACUAAAGACUCGAACCAUCCGAGGAAAGCUUACAGCGACGCUGAUGAAGAAGAAUCAGCCAAGCUCCAGGAGGACCUGAAUGUUAAAGAACAUGAAGACAAGGACUUCAAUGGAGGCAGUGGACGCUCCAGCCCCUGCCUCAGCACACACUCCCAAGCUAGUAGCAUGGCUAGCGGCAGCGUGCGCAUGACAUCCUUCGCUGAGCGUAAAGCUCAGCAGCAGCGCUUCGGCAGCAAUCACGACCUGCGCUCCAGUGCCUCCAGCUCUCAGAGGACCACUCCAGACGGAUCAGAGAGCAGCGGGCCCCUGUCCAAUUCCUGGAGAAUCAAGAGAGAUCAGAGCCCGUCGUCUCCCUCAGGGGGAUGCUCUCGCCCGGGUGAGGGUGGUACAAAUGUGCUGGCCUCUGAAAUCGUUCAGCUCCGGAUGCAGCUAGAGGAGAAGCGCCGCGCCAUCGAGCACCAGAAGAAGAAGAUGGAGGUGCUGGCAGCGCGGCAGAGGCAGAAGCUGGGGAAAGCAGCCUUUCUGCACAUCGUUAAGAAAGGUGGAGGAAGAAGCGACACGUUACCCAGCUCACUAAAAGCCGACAUCUGUAAAGACGAGCUGAAUGGGGAGAAAGGACCCUUAAGUAAAGACGAUAUGUGUGUUGAUACCCUGCGGGGGGAGAAGGAGGGGGAGGGCACGGGCCCUCCAGGUGCCUUAGAAGCAGACAAGAAGGGAAACGGUGGAAGCUUUUAUCUAGAUGAAGAGUUGGACCUGAACGAGUGCAGCCGCUCCAUCGAGCUGCUGAACGAGGCCAUCGGCAGCAUCCAGCAGCAGAUGAUGCAGCUGUCACUGCAGCAGGAGAUGCUGAUGAAACAGAAUGUACAAUCCCCAGCUGGUGCCGCUCCACCACCUCCUCCUCACACAGGGGAUAAGAAUGGAGACUCAAAGGCAGGAGGAGGCUUUCACUUUGUGGAGCACCUCUCUGGGACCAGCAGCGCUCCAACCAGGAAACCCCCCAAGCUAAGCUCGGGCCGGAGCUCCAGGUCAAAGCCCUCUGAGUUAAAGUUUGCUAAGGACCAGAGCCGACAGGCCCCCAGGACCCCCACGCCUUCUCAAGGGGGAUCCGAGACAUUCCCAAACCCACGGCAGUUAGCAGGGGGCAGGUCCCCUAGAGCUGAGCAGCCCGGCAGCCCCAAAAGACCCACACCCGCAGAGAUCAUGGACAGACCGGGAUCCGGGCACAUCAGGAGCGCCACCUUUCGCCUUCAUGACGAGGCCAACAUGCGCCUGCCGACCCGCGUAGACCUGACCUCUCUCUCUGCUCCAGAACUGUUGGACGAGUGCCUGCCUGGUUCGCAGAGAGAGGGAGAGCACAGAUCGCAAGGGAAAGAGGGCGUGUCUUCAGAAGAGGCGCAGCGCAGCAAAGCCCACCUCAUAGAGGUGGAUCUGUCUGAGCUGAAGGCCCCCGAGGAAGAGGAGGCAUCUGAGGACAGACAGAUGGAGGAUGGCGAUGGAGAGCAGAAGUCUGUCCUGGGCUUCUUCUUUAAGGAUGAGCAGAAAGCCGAAGACGAACUUGCUAAGAAGCGGGCGGCAUUCCUGCUGAAACAACAGAAGAAAGCUGAAGAGGCGCGCAUCCGCAAACAGCAACUAGAGGCAGAGUCCGAACUAAAACGGGACGAAGCCAGACGAAAGGCCGAGGAGGAGCGUCUGCGUAAAGAGGAGGAGAAGACGCGAAGGGAGCUAAUAAAGCAGGAGUACCUGCGGAGGAAGCAGCAGGAGAUGUUAGAGGAGCAAGGCCUGGUGAAACCCAAAACACCCAAACCCAAGCAGAAACACAAACACAAGGCAGUCAUCAGAGAGGAAUCCAGUGAUCAUUUCUCCAAGUGCUCUUCCACACCUGACAACCUGAGCAACGCCCAGUCAGGCUCCAAUCUGUCUCUGGCCUCUGCAGCUACAAACGAAGCCGACAGCGUCAACUCCGGAGGAGCCGGCUCUCAGCGCUGUGACUCAGUGGAGUCGUUUCCAGGCAGUCGUAACAACAGCCGAGCCGCAGAGAGAGACUGGGACAACGGCUCCACUGCAUCCUCCAUCACCUCCAUGGCAGAAUACACUGGUCCUAAACUAUUCAAGGAGCCGAGUGCCAAGUCAAAUAAGCCAAUCAUACAUAAUGCAAUCUCUCACUGCUGCCUGGCAGGGAAAGUCAACGAGCCCCAGAAGAACCAGAUCCUGGAGGAGCUGGAGAAAUGCGAAUCCAACCACCUGAUGAUCCUGUUUCGUGACGGCGGCUGCCAGUUCCGGGCGCUCUACUCGUACUUCCCUGACACCGAGGAGAUCCAUAAGCUGACGGGCACCGGACCCAAGAGCAUCAGCAAGAAGAUGAUCGACAAGCUGUACAAGUACAGCUCUGAUCGCAAACAGUUCACCGUCAUCCCUGCCAAGACGGUGUCAGUCAGCGUGGACGCCUUGACCAUCCACAACCACCUGUGGCAGGCCAAGAGAGGUGCUGUGCCAAAGAAAACGGGGAAAUAGACUGGUUUUAGAUCCAUCAUCCCGCCUCCCCGCCCAGCACAGUCUGAAUAUCUACUGUGAUGUCACAGUGAUAGCUUCAGGUUGAUGUUGGUUGUUAUGAAGCAAGCAUGUGGGAGAACCUCCAUUUUGACAUGAAAUAUUUCUUAGUUCAGCGCUGUCAUGGUUGAAACCUAAAACCUAACACCCUUCCUCUUCUGGAUAAUUCAGGCCUUAAGGUGGAGACAUUCGUUUGACCCGUUUAGGACCGUUUCUGAUUCUACAGGAAGCUGCACCGUCAGGCUGACAUCAGUGGUUUGCUGCUCAGAACCAUCUUCUUUCUGUCUGACGGGGAGGGCGGUUCUAACCGGUUCUCCUUCUAGUCACAUCCAUUUGCCUUUCUCAUACAUCAUGGUACUAUUAGGUGUUUUUAUUCCGCUGCUUUUUAACUGAUGGUGUAGCAGCGGGUUUGUGUGUCAGAAAUAAAAACGGCUCCGAUUAUUUUAAGGACCCUUUUAUUUGUUAAAACAUCCCGUUUUCUGUUUUCUGGAUGUUUUGAAGAAGGGGGGUUGUUGACAGGGCUUAAGAAAAUAAUGCUCUUUAUUUUGUUUGUUUUCUUUAGCUUUUUAAAAUAUUUUUGUCAUGGAAGCGUUGUUCCAGUUUACGAAGGCGUUAUGUGUUUUUAUCAUAACGGGAUUUCUCUGAUGUUUAGAGCUUUGUUGUUUUAUUUUCUCUCCACCGGGCACUCCUGAAUCAUCCUGUACAAAGGUGCACUCAUGAAUACUUGUCACGGCUUCUUUUCAUGCAAUGUAACUCCUCUGAGUAUUCGUGUCCCGUCUUUAUUCACACGGGCGGGGAGGACCCCCUCCUCGUUUCGAAGGGUGCUUCCUGCUCAGCUCCAGUGACAGUAUUUGAUAUCCUCUCGCAAAGGGUUUGUGGUUCAGUUGUGUUCCAACAUUAAAGAGCAUUCCUCCAAGGUGUUGACAAGCACUGCCACAUCGUCUCUUCUUCACUGUCUUGGCGAAACCGUUGAAAAUGCUUCUUCUUUUUGUUAAAUAAACCAUUCGUUGGCCUCGAGAACAACCGGAAGUGUCGCACAAGCACUUUACUAUCUGUCGGGUUGCAUUAGUUUGUCUUUUAAAAGGGCAUUGAAAUGACAAACUUGAUUGGUAACACUGCUGUUUGGGUAAAAAUCCAACACUAAAGAUUGAAUCCUGAUGACUACAAGCUGAAGGGCCUCCACUGAAGCGUUACUACUGCUGUCUCUCCAAAAGCCACUCGAUACUUGAUGAAUCGUUUGCUGCAUUUUGAUGUCUUUUGGGGGGCGGCCGCAAAGUGGUCUUUAAAUGUAUGAAAGUAUAUUUUUAUGUUAUAACUAAAAGAUUGUAUUGGCAUUUGAUCACCUUUUUUUUUGUUACACUAGUGUACUUUUCAUCCGUGUUUGAUUUUUACCUUUGAUCCCAUGUCAUCUA
Molecule: messenger RNA, 6473 nt
Organism: Cyprinodon variegatus (sheepshead minnow)
Lineage: Eukaryota; Metazoa; Chordata; Actinopteri; Cyprinodontiformes; Cyprinodontidae
Gene: camsap1b
Product: calmodulin regulated spectrin associated protein 1
Exons: 19
Coding region: 400-5025 (1541 amino acids)
Biological process (GO): cytoplasmic microtubule organization; negative regulation of microtubule depolymerization; neuron projection development
Cellular component (GO): microtubule minus-end
Molecular function (GO): microtubule minus-end binding; calmodulin binding; spectrin binding
Source: RefSeq, a predicted model, not a curated record